AUGUUGGGCAGGGGGAGGAGAGGUGAGGCGCGGUACGAAGGCGGCCCCCGGGCCGGGGGGUGGGUAAGGGGGGCCGGAGGGGCCACCCAGGGGGGUAAUGAGGGGGGCGCAGAGGGGGGGGGGGGACACAGCCGAAGCAGGGGGGGGGGGGGGGUGCUAAUUUUCGGCGUUUACGCGCGGGGGGGGGGGAAGGUAGCGCGGGGACGGGCAGGGCUGUGUCCAGCGGCCCCCCGCAGCCGCGCGUGCGCGGCAACGGCGCGGACCGUCAGGCGCCGCCUACCCCUAGCCGGCCGACAUUCACGCGUCCGUGUGUGUGUUCAAGCGAGGACCCGCGAAAUGGGCAGGCCCCGGGCCCGGGACCACCUUCUGGCCCAAUAUGCGCGCGGACAUCCGACAAUGGGCCAAAACCUGUCUUAG
Dicrocoelium dendriticum is the source of this 417-nucleotide messenger RNA. Lineage: Eukaryota; Metazoa; Platyhelminthes; Trematoda; Plagiorchiida; Dicrocoeliidae. The record is from the annotation of a GenBank genome assembly.